CACACAAUACGUGCUGGAUAGACUUCUGCCUCCUGCUUCUUGAGUGACAGGAAAGAGGCUUGAGCUUGCAUUUAGCCUGUGUUCUUCUGAUUCAUCAAAUUGGAUAGCGUUGUCAUUUCCCUGAAGGCAGAGUGGAAAUCCUGUUUAGAGCAUGAGACUUGGUUUCUUUUCCGGGUUUUCCAUGGGUGAGAUCAUUGUGGAAACAGAACAGAGGACGGGAUCCAGUCACCUGAUUCCAGUUCAGUGCUUCUGCCAUUGUUCUACAGGGCAUUCGUUGGAGGGAAGAUAUUUUUCCUCAGCUGAGUCAAUGGACCUCAUCUUAUAACCAGGACUGCCUGUCUCCAGAGGCCUUUCAAAUAGAGAAUGUGAUCUCUACCCAUCCUUGUCCUCACCGGGAGACAAAAGACACUACCAUUGCAGUUUGCUGACCCUUGUGUCCACUGAUCAUUCCAAGAACGAGCUGUCCAAGAUUGAACAAUGUCUCACCCAUCUUGGCUGCCACCAAAAAGCACUGCUGAGCCUCUUGGCCACGUGUCUGCACGGAUGGAGACCACCCAUUCCUUUGGGACCCCCAGCAUUUCAGUGUCCACACAGCAACCACCCAAGAAAUUUGCCCCAGUUGUUGCUCCAAAGCCCAAGUACAACCCAUACAAGCAACCUGGUGGUGAAGGUGAUUUUCUUCCACCCCCACCUCCACCUCUCGAUGAUUCCAGUGCUAUUCCAUCAGGCUCCGGAAACUUCCCUCCUCCCCCUCCCCUUGAUGAUGGUGCUUUCAGGGGACAGGGAAAUCCUGGAGGCAAGACCCUUGAGGAGAGACGCUCCAGCCUGGAUGCUGAGAUUGACUCUCUGACUAGCAUCUUGGCUGACCUGGAGUGCAGUUCCCCCUACAAGCCUCGGCCCCCGCAGGGUACUACUAGUUCAACAGCUUCUCCUCCGGUCUCCACCCCUGUCACAGGACAUAAAAGAAUGGUCAUACCAAACCAACCCCCUCUGACAGCAACUAAGAAGUCUACACUGAAGCCACAGCCUGCGCCCCAGGCUGGACCAAUCCCUGUGGCUCCAAUUGGAACACUAAAACCCCAACCUCAGCCUGUCCCAGCUUCUUACACUACAGCAUCCACCCCUUCACGACCUACCUUCAAUGUGCAGGUGAAGUCAGCCCAGCCCAGCUCUCACUACCUGGCUGCUCCUUCACCAGGACAAUUUUAUGGUUCAGGGCCAGGGGCCCAAGGUUAUAACACUCAACCAGUUCCUAUCUCCGGGCAAGGUCCCCCUCCUUCUACACGGGGAGGCAUGGAUUAUGCAUAUGUUCCACCACCAGGACUUCAGCCUGAACCUGGGUAUGGGUAUGCUCCCAACCAAGGACGCUAUUAUGAACCCUAUUGCCCAGUGGGGCCUGGCUAUGGGGGCAAAAAUGACUCUGAUCCUUCCUAUGGUCAACAAGGCCAUCCAAAUACCUGGAAGCGGGACCAAGGGUAUACUCCUUCUGGCCCUGGGACCCAGAACCCUGCUGGGAUGUAUCCAGUUGCUGGUCCCAAGAAGACCUACAUCACAGAUCCUGUUCCAGCCCCGUGUGCACCACCACUGCAACCAAAGGGUGGACAAACAGGGUCCAUGGGACCUCCAGCGGCACCCUCCUCAUUCCGCCCUGAAGAUGAGCUCGAGCACCUGACCAAGAAGAUGCUGUAUGACAUGGAAAAUCCACCCGCCGAUGAAUACUUUGGUGAGUGAGGUCUAGGAUUGACUUCUGAAGUAAAGGUUCUGUUCUGUUUUCCUUAAUCAGUAUUUAGGAAUAGUAUCAACUCCACUGAUAGAGGCUUUGAUCUUGAUGCAUUGGAGUUGGUACACAUGUGCACACACCUG
Messenger RNA from Odocoileus virginianus texanus, 1863 nucleotides. NCBI's taxonomy places the organism in Eukaryota, Metazoa, Chordata, Mammalia, Artiodactyla, Cervidae. The record is from RefSeq and is a predicted model, not a curated record.